AUAGCUUGUAAAUCUGAAGACUUGAAUCAUGAUAAAUGAAAAAGGGUGAAUUCCUAUAUUUUUCAAUGAAGCCAUCUAAUAUCCUCCGGGGGCCUCUAAUGGUUUCAUCUUGGUAGCGGUGUGUAGAUGUGUACCAUAGAAGCGGUGUGUAGUAUGUACUAUGUACCACAGACAAGAGGCCGAUCGCCCCCCUCUUGAACCACCGACGAUCCAGGAAGAUGACAUUGGAUGGAUUGCUUUCUUUCCGGUGACUGGUCAAACCAGAACAAUUUCUGCCGCACAUGGCUCCUUACCGGUGGCUAGAAAAAACGGCAAGUUCAAAAAUUCCUUUUUGGUGGCUGGUCAAGCCGAACCCAUUUCGAGUAGCAUGAGCAGACACACUGCGGUACGAGUCUACAUUGUUGCAGGGUUAGCGAACAUGAGUGCUUUUAUAUGGCGUGUCUGUUCUUUGUCUCACCCUAGUGUAGUAUUGAACGCUAUGAUUGUAAUGCUUCGACUUUUAGUUGUUAUGUUUCUUGUUAAGAUCUGAUUAUCAAUAAAA
This is a messenger RNA of Cuscuta epithymum, 541 nucleotides long. The record is from the annotation of a GenBank genome assembly. NCBI's taxonomy places the organism in Eukaryota, Viridiplantae, Streptophyta, Magnoliopsida, Solanales, Convolvulaceae.